This is a messenger RNA of Exophiala bonariae, 1221 nucleotides long. RefSeq lists its product as uncharacterized. Lineage: Eukaryota; Fungi; Ascomycota; Eurotiomycetes; Chaetothyriales; Herpotrichiellaceae. Bases 1 to 1221 code for a protein of 406 amino acids. The transcript has a single exon. The record is from RefSeq and is a predicted model, not a curated record.
AUGGUUGUUACUCGACUACAGCUUAGAAGGGAUUCAGGUGAAGCUUCCCCAACUCCCGACCCUCCACGAUACCGGCUACGGAAAGGGGUACGUCGGUCCAGAAGGUUCCCUGGCGCUCAAGGCUUCAAGCUGCUGGAGCUCCCUUGGGAGAUUCGUCAGAUCAUUCUCCGAGAUCUCCUUUGGCUGCCGGAACCUGUUUACUUUCAUUCUGAUGAAACACAAUAUACGGGUUCUGCUGCAAUGCGAACUGUUGACGACCCAGGAUACGAAGAUUAUUGGACAAACAUUAGAGAGAAUAAAGGCGAAGGAGCCCGCAAGUUCUACCCCGAAGUUUUGGCUGUCUGCAAGCAGCUCUACGAAGAAGGCUCCCCCAUACUCUAUGAUAAUUCUGUCAAGUGUGAGGUUGGCAACGAGUCCGAUGACUUUUCGUCCCCGUUUAUCACCAUGCAUCAUCUUGCAGAGCGGUACGGUCCAUCAUCCGAAUAUGAAUUGGACCUCCCUGAGUCAGUGCUGAAGAAAAUGCGGAGAGCGUAUAUCGAGGUUGUGACAUUUUCUGGCGAGAUGGGUGGAGAAGAAACCUAUUCGUACUUCCAGGAUGUGCUCGAGGAAUUUAUCGACGUAUUGCACGUAAGCAAUUGGAAGCAUUUAACGCUUAAGCUCAAGAUAGAUCCUGUUAAACUCUACGAAGGUCCCCCAUAUGAAGAUCCCCGGCUGAGAGACGCUCUUUUCCGCCAGUUUCUGUCGCUUCGAGACUGCAGCGAGGUUUCAAUUAGCGGAAUCUCUCCUUCUCUGGCCACCGAACUCGAACGUAUGAUGACUUCUAGCUCGGCUGAGCACCCUGUGAUGAAUCUUGGUGCGAUGCAUUGGGCAUUGUUGCAGUACACCGGCGCAGUCACAGGAGUCUACUCCUGGGCCGUGCACGAAGGUGAACAAGAGAACAUCCUCAAAGAGCAUAUCAGAGUCCUGGUGGAUACUAUGGGCAACCACGUUAGAGACGUACAGCAAGAAGACUUUAUGCGAGCUAGAAGACAGGUGCUGCAGCAUUGCACACAGUUAAUGUUGUGGCGGCAGUCGCAAGUCUUCUUGCAAGAUCUCGACAGUACCUCAUACGAGCCCCAAGGGACAACACUCAACCUCGACGACGGUAAUCAACUUUACCGGAUAAAACACCUAGAGCUACCACCCGAUGUAUCUCCUUUCUUGACGGGGAUAAUACCUUGA